Coprinopsis cinerea okayama7#130 is the source of this 1782-nucleotide messenger RNA. RefSeq lists its product as hypothetical. The record is from RefSeq and is a predicted model, not a curated record. Bases 1 to 1782 code for a protein of 593 amino acids. Lineage: Eukaryota; Fungi; Basidiomycota; Agaricomycetes; Agaricales; Psathyrellaceae. The transcript is spliced from 3 exons.
AUGAUUGGUCUCGUCCUUUUCUGCUCCUGCCACGGCGAUCGACGCGUCGUCGCGCUUUCUCUGCAAAUGAACCAGUUCCCGAAGAUGCACCGUUGCCUCGAGAUUUCCGAAAUCCAAGCAAAGAUUUGCGCAGAUUUGGGAAACGAGGGGAAGAAAGACGCGUUGGCCAGAUUGGCAAGAAUUGGACGCGUUUUUCACGAAAGUGCGAUCCGACAGCUGUGGAAAGAGAUACCAGGGCUACAUGUGAUCACGAAUCUCCUCCCUGGUUGUUUCUUGGAGCGCGAUGAGGAACUCAUUUUGGCGCACAAUCCUCCUAUUUCAGAACAUCUUCCCCGGCUCAAGAAGUAUACAGAUCUUGUCAAGGUCGUCGACUAUCCCACCCGAUACUACCUGAACAAGGGGCCCAAACCGUUCCACUGGACAGCCUUGCACCUGCUAUCAGCGGGAAAUAUCAUACCUCUUCCCCUUUUUCGGAAUGCCCGGGAAAUAACCCUUCCUUUCCUCUUGGACUCCAGAAGAACCACAAUUUUCUACCCCGCCUUUCUGCUUUCCCCGACUGUCGAGUCCAUCACCAUUUUGACCGACGAGGUUAUCGACACCGACAUCUGGUGGGGGGACGUACUUGAAUCACAACCCGAAGACGCCCAUUGCAAAUCUCUCAUCAAUCAUCUGGCUCCGCUUGCUUCGAAUAUUUCAAGGUUCGCCAUCAGGGGUACAGAGACAGUGUGGGAGCGGCAUACGCCUAUGGUCUGUUUGAGCGGCAUCCUCCCGCUCUUUUCGAACACGCUCCGCUCGCUCGAUAUAACCCACCUCUCGAUGGACGCAGAGGGCAUUGCAAGUCUGUCCCGACUCGGUGGUCUCGAGGAUCUCAAGCUCCUAAUUCAGGCCGGAACCCAGUGGCCAAAUUCCAGAACGAUCAACUUUGAGGCGCUUACCUCCCUCGACGUUGUAAUCAAAGACGCGGUGGUGGACCCUUGCCAAACUUUCUUCCACUCGAUGCGGGCACCCCGGCUGCAGUACCUCUCUCUGGCCUUCGCGCUCGAUGGAGAGGAGGUGGACCUGGGAGCCGUGUUUCUCAAUUUGUCUUGCGCCGUUGACUCGUCCUCUCUUACCUCAAUCACCGUCAAGGUAGCCGAGAUCAACGUGAACUAUCUGCAAGAUGAUGAUAUGGAUGCCACUGCAUUCGCCGUCGCAUCGUCGACUCUCAAACCCCUCUCCAUAUUCAAGAACCUUACUACCUUCGAACUCGAUCCCUGCCGACUUUUGCCUAGUUUCACCGAUUCGGAUCUGCUCGAACUUACCUCCUCGUGGCCAAACCUCGAACGGCUCCAAAUGCAGGAAGAAACCACCCGGUUUAAGCUCUCAGAAACGGCAGUAACUCUACGGGGCGUCCAAGAGGCGCUGGGGCACUGUCCUAAGCUAUCCUUCCUCAGCAUUCCUUGUGAUGCUUCGGAGAUACCCAACAACUCGACUCUGAAGCCCCACCCAUCCCUGGCCCAUUGGAAUUUCAAUCAUUCCCCACUCGGCUGUGGUCGCCACCUGGUAAAGUGGGUCCUUGCCAACUACCCAGGCGUGAAGGAAAUCUGCAACUUUGAACAGGCCAGGAAGGAGUUGGCUCGCAUGUGCUUGCCUUCAGGCGGGAGGUCAUGGGAGAAGCUAGAACAGGCUGCGGAUGAUUUCUUGGUCGCUCUGGCUCAAUGGAAUGGUGUGCUUCCAGCGUUGGCAGAGUUUAGGUCGUCUACUAGCAAUACCUGUGACUCGUCGAUGGGCAGUUUAAUAUGA